AUGGAGGAUUUCGAAACAUUUUUUCUUUCUCAUUUCAUUUCUUUUUCCUUCUCUUUUUUCUUAUUUCUUUCUUUUUUCUUUCCUUUUUCUCUCUUAUUUCUUUUCUUUCUUUAUUCUUUCUUAUUUCUUUUUUAUUUAUUUCUUUUUUCUUUCUUCCUUCUUUCUUUCUUAUUUCUUUCUUUUUCUUCCUUAUUUCUUUCUUCUUUCUUUCUCUUUCUUGUUUAUUUUCUUGUUUCUUUCUUUUUUCUUUCUUUUUUCUUUCUUAUUUCUUUAUUUUUCUUUCUUCUUUCUUCCUUCUUUCUUUCUUAUUUCUUUCUUUUUCUUUCUUCUUUCUUUCUUUUUCUUCCUUAUUUCUUUCUUCUUUCUUUCUUUCUCUUUCUUAUUUAUUUUCUUCUUUCUUUCUUUUUUCUUUCUUAUUUCUUUAUUUAUCUUUCUUUUUUUCUUUCUUAUCGCUUUUUUCUAGUUCAUUUUUUUCUUAAUUCUUUUCUUAUUUCUUUCUUCUUUUUCUUUCUUAUUCUUUCUUCUUUCUUUUUAUUCCUUUCCUAUUUCUUUUCUUCUUUCUUUUUAAUAACAUUUUCUUUUUUAAUGUUAAUUUUACUGACGACUCUUUAUCUUUGUUUUAUUUUAUCUUUUGUGUUAUACUUUGUUUGUUUCUUUCUUUCUUUCUUUUCUUUCUUUCUUUCUUUUCUUUCUUUCUUUCUUUCUUUCUUUUCUUUUUGA
This is a messenger RNA of Acanthosepion pharaonis, 720 nucleotides long. The record is from the annotation of a GenBank genome assembly. Lineage: Eukaryota; Metazoa; Mollusca; Cephalopoda; Sepiida; Sepiidae.